AUGCCAUAUACCCGUUCUAACUGUAUCAUAUUUGUCUUAUUUUUAUCUUUAAUAUAUUCAGUGAAAUUGUUAUGGUGUUUGAACUUGCUUCCGCAAGAAAGGAUGUUGAAAGUUCGAACUCUUAGAGAAGCUAAUAGUAGCAAUACUGUAUUAGAUUUUAUUGGAAUAGCUAAAGAAUUUGGAUACAAAGCAGAACAGCACAAUUUAACAACAAGCGAUGGAUACAUACUGCAGAUAUUUAGAAUUCCAAAGGGAAAAUUUCACUACCAAGAAGAAAGAAAUGGUAAACCAGUUAUUUUAUUAGAACACGGGCUUCUGGCUUCAGCUGACAUUUGGGCGGCGCUUAGACGAUCUCUUGUGUACGUUCUGGCUGAUGCUGGGUACGAUGUCUGGCUUGGAAAUGUCCGGGGAAAUUGUUACGGUCGUGCUCAUAAAACUUUGUCACCUGAAGAUCCUAAAUUUUGGAAUUUCACUUUUCAUGAAUACGGUGCAAUAGAUUACGCAGAUACAAUAGACUAUGUACUUGAAACAACGAAUAAAACUACUCUAACUUACAUCGGUCAUUCAAUGGGAGGAACUUCAAUUGUAAUAUUACUGUCUGAAAAACCAGAAUUUAAUGAAAAAUUGAAUGCUGUAAUUGCUCUAUCGCCUACGGUCUACUGGAAGAAGAAAGACCCUUUGAGGAAUUUAUUUACAAGCACAUUUUAUGGAAUUGGACAAAUGAUUGACCCCACUGGUAUGUCCGAGUUCUUGCCUCAAAGCACGUUGGUCAGAAACUUACUAACGGAUUAUUGCGAAACUUUAAAUCUUGUAGAUGCUUGUAUUCUUAUAUUGAAAUUGUUUAUUGGAUUUGAUGAUGACCAAAUGGAUAAUAAUGAAAUGAUAUAUUUAUCAAAUUAUUAUCCAGCUGGAACUUCAACAAAAUCAAUGUAUCAUUACUGUCAAUGUGCAAUAACUGGUGAAUUUAGUAAAUAUAAUUACGAUAAAAAUAAUAUUAAUUAUUAUAACCAAGAAGAGCCUCCAGCCUACAAAGUUAAAAAUAUAAUUGCACCUAUGGUAAUUUUUUACGGUGAAAAUGAUCCACUGAGCACUUUGGUAGACAACAGAGAAUUGAUAAGACGCGUGACAAGUAAUGUCACUCUAAUAAAAAUAGACUACAACAAAUUCACUCAUUUGGAUUUUGUGAUAGCCAAAGACGUGAAAAAGUUCUUCUAUGCAAAACUUAUUGACGUACUAUCAAAAUAUAAUUAA
Molecule: messenger RNA, 1251 nt
Organism: Cotesia congregata
Lineage: Eukaryota; Metazoa; Arthropoda; Insecta; Hymenoptera; Braconidae
Source: the annotation of a GenBank genome assembly